AAAGAAAAACCGAAUUUAGAGUCUGUAUUGGUAGCCCUGAUAGAGUUUUCAAUGUUAAUAUGAAUCUAGACCCUCUCAUUCUUGGACAAAACAUAACUUUUGAUAUUAUUAAUGUGACUAUAACUAGUGAU
Racocetra fulgida is the source of this 131-nucleotide messenger RNA. NCBI's taxonomy places the organism in Eukaryota, Fungi, Glomeromycota, Glomeromycetes, Diversisporales, Gigasporaceae. The record is from the annotation of a GenBank genome assembly.